GUUGGAGCGCGGCCAGCCGGAUUCGCCGGGUGGUUCAACGACGAUCUCGAGCGGUCUCAUCAUUGUCCAGCACGUGUGCGCGUCGGCAAAAUAUCCACACACGUGCACAUCAGUUGGAGAUGCAGCUUUUGACUCGCAUGGGGCUUGACUCGUCAUUUCCGUCGAGAUAUUCCGCGAGAACAUCGGCUGCAGGUUGGAGAGAAGAUAGAAGCGUGGAAAAAGUGAGCGAGAGAGGGAGACAGAGCGACUGGGAGCGUUUAGUCGGUUCGCAGGAGUCAAACGAGUCGGUUGCUCCUCGUCGGCCGAUCAGCUGUUCGCUCGCACCUGCAGUUCGACGACGGCGAUCGAACCGCCGUCGGCGCGCUUUGCCGAAUCUGAACGGCUGAUGGUCGAACGUCCGGUUUCGAAGUGUCUUCCUGGUUGUUCUCGUGCUAGUAUUCCGCCGGCGGAUGUACCGACCUUAAUCGGGUGGUCGUAAAGAUACUUCGAUCGUACGUGGAUUACGGUGGUGUCCAAGGUCGUCGUUCUCCCUACCCGAACUAUCGCGAGUUCAGUGAGCGUCUAUUGAUGUCCUGACAGAGGGGAUCGACGAAGAGUCGUCUUCGUGUUGACGCGAACGAAUUCGCUCGCGGGGUCUUCGCCGUUGGUACCGUAAAAAGUAGUCGAGCUCGCUCGUCCAGUUGAUCCGGCUCAUGGACCGAUCGGAAGAGAGAGAUCGUCCGAUCCAUCUCGGAAGUGAAGCUGAAUCGAGGCUAAAAACUUGAAUUUCCUCCGACGACGUGCGUUUCAGUCGGUUCUACGAUUAACACAGGAAGGCGAGGGUGGCGGCGGUGGUGGCGGUGGCCGUUCCGUGACCGGCGCUGGGGGCGGUGGAGGAGGAGGCGGCGGUCGACGGGCGCCGAGCCUACGGCUGGUGAACGGAAGGGCGACCACGGGCGUGAGUUUGCACACCAGCAGUACCGAAUCUGUACGUUCUCCCCAUCAUCAUCUCGGUCAGCAGCAGACUGUCGGCAAUAACAACUGCACGCAACAACACGCCGGUAAUAACCCCGCCGCGAACAAUCACCCGAGGCUCAACAAAGAUGACAGCAUUAAGAUCAGCAUCGAGAACACCAACACUUGUACAGAUAGCCUUGUCACUGCUCUAGACGACGAGACUCUUCUCAUCACUGAUUUCCUGGGCGAUACAGGCAACGAAAUGAAUUACAAGGGUAGCGGAAAGGUCCACUUCGGAGUGGACGAUGUGUCUCUCUAUGGGACCCCGAAAGAGGAGCCUGGUCCGGGCCUGCCGGGUCAGGAGGUCAAACAGAGCUUCCUGAAAAAUCAGCUUCAGGCCUUGUUCCAACCGACGGACAACAAGCUUGCUAUGAAGCUUUUCGGCAGCAAGAAGGCGCUCAUGAAGGAACGGAUCAGACAAAAAGCCGCAGGUCACUGGGUCAUCCAUCCUUGCUCCAGUUUUCGAUUCUACUGGGACCUCUGCAUGCUCCUCCUAUUGGUAGCUAAUCUGAUAAUUCUGCCAGUCGCCAUUAGUUUUUUCAAUGACGACCUAAGCACUAGAUGGAUAGCUUUCAACUGCCUUUCGGACACGAUAUUUCUUGUAGACAUCGUCGUCAACUUCAGGACGGGUAUAAUGCAGCAAGAUAAUGCCGAACAAGUGAUACUGGAUCCGAAGUUAAUCGCAAAACACUACCUAAGGACUUGGUUCUUUCUCGACCUCAUCUCCUCCAUACCGUUAGACUACAUUUUCCUUAUAUUUAAUCAAUUUCAGGAUUUCAGCGAAUCUUUCCAGAUCCUACACGCUGGACGUGCUCUCAGGAUUCUUAGGCUUGCAAAACUGUUGUCACUCGUUAGAUUACUACGCUUGUCAAGACUGGUGCGGUAUGUCUCGCAAUGGGAAGAAGUCUAUAUAUUGCAGAACCUACAAAAAAAACGCACUGAGCGGAGGGGGCGCCUAAGUUCUGACAAUAUGACUAAAAAGAAGUCCGGUUUCAGCAAAAGCGACCUUAUUUUUAAGUUCCUGAAUAUGGCGUCGGUGUUCAUGCGGAUCUUUAACCUGAUCUGUAUGAUGCUCCUAAUCGGCCAUUGGAGUGGCUGCCUUCAAUUUUUGGUACCCAUGCUUCAAGGAUUCCCCAGUAAUUCAUGGGUGGCCAUUAACGAGUUACAAGACUCGUUUUGGUUGGAACAAUAUUCGUGGGCCCUCUUCAAAGCCAUGUCACAUAUGCUGUGUAUCGGAUACGGUAGAUUUCCGCCGCAGUCCUUGACCGAUAUGUGGCUGACUAUGCUCAGUAUGAUCAGCGGUGCGACGUGUUACGCUCUUUUUCUCGGACACGCGACAAAUCUCAUUCAAUCUCUCGAUUCCUCGAGAAGACAAUAUCGCGAGAAGGUGAAACAAGUGGAGGAAUAUAUGGCCUACCGGAAACUACCGAGAGAAAUGAGACAAAGAAUCACGGAAUACUUCGAGCAUCGCUACCAAGGAAAGUUCUUCGACGAGGAGUUAAUCCUCGGGGAACUUUCGGAAAAAUUAAGAGAAGAUGUGAUCAAUUACAACUGCAGAUCACUGGUAGCGUCUGUACCCUUCUUCGCCAACGCCGAUUCAAAUUUUGUCUCGGACGUUGUUACGAAACUCAGAUACGAAGUCUUCCAGCCAGGUGAUAUCAUCAUUAAGGAAGGUACUAUCGGUUCGAAAAUGUACUUCAUACAAGAGGGCAUAGUCGAUAUCGUAAUGGCGAAUGGGGAAGUUGCGACCUCGUUGUCAGACGGAUCUUACUUCGGCGAAAUUUGUCUGUUGACGAACGCGAGGAGGGUAGCAUCAGUUCGAGCGGAGACCUAUUGCAAUCUUUUCAGCCUCUCAGUGGAUCAUUUCAAUGCCGUGCUGGACCAGUAUCCCCUAAUGCGCAGAACGAUGGAGAGCGUUGCCGCCGAGAGGUAUAAGCUUUGGUUAAACAAAAUCGGGAAGAAUCCUAAUCUAGUGGCUCAUCGUGAGGAGGAUCUCGGCAGCGAAUCAAAAACGAUAAACGCCGUGGUAAAUGCACUCGCAGAGCAAGCCGCGCAUGCCAGCGCCAGCGAGGAAUCGGUGCACAGCAUGGAACUCAGAACGCUGCCGGCUUGCCUCUUACCUAGACCAAAGUCUGAAAACAAUUUUGCGAGCCAAGAACUUACGAGAGAGGGACGGAGGAUCUUCCACAAAAGCGACACGUUCCAUAAGGAUUCGUAUCAAUGACGACACUCGUUUUACUAGCAUACGCAGAGAUAUUAACGGCUCCAUGUUGAAAUAACGAUGGGAUUUGUUCCAUCGAUAGGACGAAUUGGUAGUUUUGCGCCCGGUGCUUGGACGAUCCUAUCUAGCAGUGAUCUAUACAUGGAUAUCGGUCAUGCCAGUAGUCCUUUAGCAAUCAAUUUAUAGCACUUUCUUAUAUUAACUUAACGGUUUCGUCUAGGACUGUGAAACUGCCAAAACGAUCGAGUCCUUAUAAGCUCCAACCAUGAUAUACGAGAACACUGUUAAGAUCCGCAAAUAGAUUCACUCGGGAAAAAAUAUAACGCAUUAUCCUUACAUAUAUUAUAUAUAAUAAUUAAUCAUGUAUAAUUUGUU
Molecule: messenger RNA, 3592 nt
Organism: Dinoponera quadriceps
Lineage: Eukaryota; Metazoa; Arthropoda; Insecta; Hymenoptera; Formicidae
Gene: Ih
Product: potassium/sodium hyperpolarization-activated cyclic nucleotide-gated channel 2
Exons: 14
Coding region: 1199-3220 (673 amino acids)
Biological process (GO): potassium ion transport; transmembrane transport
Cellular component (GO): membrane
Molecular function (GO): voltage-gated potassium channel activity
Source: RefSeq, a predicted model, not a curated record